AUGGGUGGGACCCUGAGGCCGGCCCUGCUGCUCACCUCGCUGCUUGGUGCCUGGGCAGGCUUGGGCCUGGGGCAGGGUGACCAAGCCGUGACGGUUGCCGUGGUAUUCGGGAGCUCUGGGUUCCAGCAGGCCCAAGCCCGCCCCCGCCUCACCUCCCAGAAUUUCCUGGACCUGCCCCUGGAGAUCCAGCCGCUCACCGUGGGCGUCAACCACACCAACCCCAGCAGCCUUCUCACCCAGAUCUGUGGCCUCCUGGGUGCCGCCCACGUCCACGGCAUCGUCUUCGAGGACAAUGUGGGCACCGAGGCGGUGGCUCAGCUCCUGGACUUUGUCUCCUCCCAGACGCACGCGCCCAUCCUCAGCAUCAGCGGGGGCUCUGCGGUGGUCCUCACCCCCAAGGAGCCGGGCUCCGCCUUCCUGCAGCUGGGUGUGUCCCUGGAGCAGCAGCUGAACGUGCUGUUCAAGGUAUUGGAGGAGUACGACUGGAGUGCCUUCGCUGUCAUCACCAGCCUGCACCCGGGCCACGCGCUCUUCCUGGAAGGUGUGCGUGCUGUAGCUGAUGCCAGCUAUGUGAGCUGGCGGCUGCUGGACGUGCUGACACUGGAGCUAGGCCCUGGUGGACCACGGGCACGGACUCAGCGCCUGCUGCGCCAGCUGGAUGCACCUGUGCUGGUGGCCUACUGCUCCCGUGACGAGGCUGAGGUGCUGUUCACUGAGGCGGCACAGGCUGGCUUGGUAGGGCCUGGUCAUGUGUGGUUGGUGCCCAGCCUGGCACUGGGCAGUACUGACACGCCCCCUGCAGCCUUCCCUGUGGGCCUCAUCAGUGUGGUCACCGAGAGCUGGCGUCUCAGCCUGCGCCAGAAAGUCCGCGACGGCGUGGCCAUCCUGGCUCUGGGUGCCCAUAGCUACCAACGCCAGCAUGGCGCUCUGCCUGCGCCAGCUGGGAACUGUCAAGGUCACCCUGGGCCAGUCAGCCCUGCUCGGGAGGCUUUCUACAGGCACUUACUGAACAUCUCCUGGGAGGGCCGAGACUUCUCCUUCAGCCCGGGUGGGUACUUGGUGCAGCCCACCAUGGUUGUGAUCGCACUCAGCCGGCAUCGCCUCUGGGAGAUGGUGGGGCGUUGGGAGCGUGGUGUCCUGCACAUGAAGUACCCAGUGUGGCCUCGCUACAGUGCCUCCCUGCAGCCUGUGGUGGACAGCCGGCACCUGACAGUGGCCACACUGGAAGAGCGACCCUUCGUCAUUGUGGAGACCCCUGACCCUGGCACUGGUGGCUGUGUCCCCAACACCGUGCCCUGCCGCAGGCACAGCAACCACACCUUUAGCAGCAGGGACGCCGCGCCCUACACCAAGCUGUGCUGUAAGGGCUUCUGCAUCGACAUCCUCAAGAAGCUGGCCAAGGUGGUCAAGUUCUCCUAUGACCUGUACCUGGUGACCAAUGGCAAGCACGGCAAGAGGGUGCGCGGUGUGUGGAACGGCAUGAUCGGGGAGGUAUACUACAGGCGGGCGGACAUGGCCAUCGGCUCCCUCACCAUCAACGAGGAGCGCUCUGAGAUUGUUGACUUCUCCGUGCCCUUCGUGGAGACAGGCAUCAGUGUCAUGGUGGCACGUAGCAAUGGCACCGUCUCCCCUUCUGCCUUCCUGGAGCCCUAUAGCCCCGCCGUGUGGGUGAUGAUGUUUGUCAUGUGCCUCACCGUGGUGGCCAUCACCGUCUUCAUGUUUGAGUACUUCAGCCCCGUAAGCUACAACCAAAACCUCACCAGAGGCAAGAAGCCCGGGGGCCCAUCCUUCACCAUUGGCAAGUCCGUGUGGCUGCUGUGGGCACUGGUCUUCAACAACUCGGUGCCCAUCGAGAACCCACGGGGUACCACCAGCAAGAUCAUGGUCCUGGUCUGGGCUUUCUUCGCCGUCAUCUUCCUCGCCAGCUAUACUGCCAACCUGGCCGCCUUCAUGAUCCAGGAACAAUAUAUUGAUACUGUGUCUGGUCUCAGCGACAAGAAGUUCCAGAGGCCCCAGGAUCAGUACCCACCCUUCCGCUUUGGCACGGUGCCCAACGGCAGCACAGAGCGCAAUAUCCGCAGUAACUACCGUGACAUGCACACGCACAUGGUCAAGUUCAACCAGCGCUCCGUGGAGGACGCGCUCACCAGCCUCAAAAUGGGGAAGCUGGACGCCUUCAUCUAUGAUGCUGCUGUUCUCAACUACAUGGCCGGCAAGGAUGAGGGCUGCAAGCUGGUCACCAUUGGCUCCGGCAAGGUCUUCGCCACCACAGGCUAUGGCAUCGCCAUGCAGAAGGACUCACACUGGAAGCGGGCCAUCGACCUAGCACUGCUGCAGUUCCUGGGGGACGGAGAGACACAGAAACUAGAGACGGUCUGGCUGUCGGGGAUCUGCCAGAAUGAGAAGAAUGAGGUGAUGAGCAGCAAGUUGGACAUUGACAACAUGGCGGGUGUCUUCUACAUGCUGCUGGUGGCCAUGGGGCUGGCGCUGCUGGUCUUCGCCUGGGAACACCUGGUCUACUGGAGGCUGCGGCACUCGGUGCCCAGCUCAUCCCAGCUGGACUUCCUGCUGGCUUUCAGUAGGGGCAUCUAUUCCUGCUUCAGUGGAGUGCAGAGCCUGGCCAGCCCCGUGCCACCGCCCAGCCCCGACCUCACAGCCGGCUCAGCGGCGCAGGCCAACGUGCUCAAGAUGUUGCAGACGGCGCGGGACAUGGUAACCACGGCGGGGGUCAGUAGCUCCCUGGACCGCGCCACGCGUACCAUCCAGAGCUGGGGCAGCAGCCGUAGGGCGCCGGCGCCGUCUGCCUGCUCUGCCUCGGGGCCUGCGUGCUGCCCGCGCCCGGCUGCUUCCGGGGUGCUCCCCGAGCCCAGCACCAGGGUUUGGGAGGCGCCAGGUACAAGUCGCGUCCCUCUAGGGCACAGGGCCCCGCAACCCUCGUGCCGUCCCCCGACGCCCAGGCCGCUCCCGCCCGGUGUCUCCGGAGCAUCCUGUCGGCCCGCCAGGGGGGUGCAGUGGCCAGCACGCACCGGGCGAGGCGUGCGGCACCUCGGGGCUUCUGAGCGGUGCCUGUGGCCAGAGCGCCCUCUGGCCCCCGCGCCCUGCCGCUACAGCUCCUUCCCUCGGGCUGAACGCUCGGGGCGCCCCUUUCUUGCGCUCUUCCCCGAGCCCCGGGAGCCGGUGGACCUACCACUGCUGGGGCCGGAACAGCUGGCCCGGCGAGAGGCUCUGCUGCGCGCGGCCUGGGCCCAGGGCCGGCGUCCGCGCCACGCCUCCCUGCCCAGCUCGGUGGCCGAGGUCUUCGCUAGGCCCUGUCCGCUGCCUGUCCGGUGCAGGUGCUCGGCGUGCUCCUGCCUCAACGGCGACGUGGCCUGUAGGAGCCUGGCGCAGGCGCAGUCCAGGCGGCUGCCGUCCUACGGGGAGGCCUGCCUGGAGGGCGCAUCCGAGGGGCUCCCUGGCUGGCGGCAUCGUGGGCAAGUCUGCCUGCACUCCCACGGCCACCUGCCGUUUUGCUGGGGGGCCGUGUGUCCUCAUCUCCCACCCUGUGCCAGCCAAGGCCCCUGGUUCCCUGGGGCCUGGGGGCUUCCGGCACACGGGGGCAGGACCCUGGGAUUGAGCACAGGCUACAGGGACUGUGGGGGGCCAUCAGAGGUUGGCGCAGGGGGUUGUGAGAAACAAGACUUUCCCCGACCCUGUGUCUGGAGGCGCAUCUCCAGCUUGGAGUCAGAAGUUUGAGUGCCAGCCGCUCUGGGUCUCCACCUGACACAAACUGGCACUUGUCUGGCUUCCCUGGACAAUGUCUUCCACGGCCACUUCAGUGAGCUCAGCAGCCUAGGUCCUGACGUGGGGCUGGGCUCUCUGCUGUCUCCCUGCUUACC
Ochotona princeps (American pika) is the source of this 3875-nucleotide messenger RNA. RefSeq names its product glutamate ionotropic receptor NMDA type subunit 2C (gene GRIN2C). Gene Ontology annotation, cellular component: NMDA selective glutamate receptor complex; postsynaptic density membrane; plasma membrane. The transcript has 12 exons. Gene Ontology annotation, biological process: long-term synaptic potentiation; synaptic transmission, glutamatergic; excitatory postsynaptic potential. Bases 1 to 3732 code for a protein of 1243 amino acids. Lineage: Eukaryota; Metazoa; Chordata; Mammalia; Lagomorpha; Ochotonidae. The record is from RefSeq and is a predicted model, not a curated record. Gene Ontology annotation, molecular function: NMDA glutamate receptor activity; transmitter-gated monoatomic ion channel activity involved in regulation of postsynaptic membrane potential.